Molecule: messenger RNA, 1542 nt
Organism: Hyphopichia burtonii NRRL Y-1933
Lineage: Eukaryota; Fungi; Ascomycota; Pichiomycetes; Serinales; Debaryomycetaceae
Gene: ALG7
Product: UDP-N-acetylglucosamine--dolichyl-phosphate N-acetylglucosaminephosphotransferase
Exons: 1
Coding region: 8-1498 (496 amino acids)
Biological process (GO): protein N-linked glycosylation; dolichol-linked oligosaccharide biosynthetic process
Cellular component (GO): membrane
Molecular function (GO): UDP-N-acetylglucosamine-dolichyl-phosphate N-acetylglucosaminephosphotransferase activity
Source: RefSeq, a predicted model, not a curated record
GGGAUUCAUGUCAAUGAGUAGAGUCAUCAAGGGCUCCCUAGUGGUGCUAGCUAUUUCUAUAAUUGCGCCCAACAAGCCGUUACAGACCCUGUUGGCGUUUUCAAUUCUCGGUUAUUUGAUAACGGUUUCUCUCAUACCCAAAUUAAUGGCUAGUUUUAUGAAAAUUGGGUUAAAGGGCAAAGAUUUAUCCAAACCACCUCCAGUGACCGAAAUAGCAGAGUCAAUGGGUAUAGUUUCAUCGGUUACGUACUUGUUUUUGAUGUUUGGCUUAAUUCCGUUUAUUUUUUUCAAGUACUUGGUCACAUUUACUGCGUUAUCAAAUGAUUCAGUAAUUUCAGAUAAUUACACUGAUCAGUACUCUUCGUUGAGUAAUAAUAAGCUUUUCCCUCAUAAUAAGUUAUCUGAAUACUUGAGUGCCGUGCUUUGCCUACAAAGUACCGUAUUAUUGGGAUUAUUUGAUGAUUUGUUUGAUAUAAGAUGGCGUCAUAAAUUUUUUUUACCAGCAGUGGCUUCAUUACCCUUAUUGAUUGUGUACUAUGUUGAUUUCAGUGUCACUUCUAUUGUGGUGCCCAAGUUUGUUACAGACCUAUUACCAGGAGGAGACUUGCUUCUUGAGCUCCUUAAUCAAGUGAUUAGAUUAGGGAACCAUCUUGUAACCAAGAUCACCGGACUCUCCUUCAGUACUUUACCCAAUGAUUAUGAAUACUCCCAUGACCAGCCAAAAUUGUUGGACUUGGGAAUAUUUUAUUACGUCUAUAUGUCUGCCAUAUCCAUUUUCUCACCAAAUUCGAUUAAUAUAUUGGCUGGUAUAAAUGGUCUCGAAGUUGGCCAAUCAAUAAUUUUGGGGAUCAUUUUCUUAAUCAACGAUUUUUGCUACUUGUUAUCUCCAGGGGUUCCCCAAGCUGCCCACGAUUCCCAUUUGUUCUCGGCAAUCUUCAUCAUUCCUUUUAUUGGGGUUUCAAUUGCCUUGUUUCAGUUCAAUUUCUUCCCGGCCCGGGUGUUUGUAGGUGAUACCUACUGCUAUUUCAGUGGGAUGGUAUUCGCAAUUGUUGGUAUCUUGGGCCACUUCUCGAAAACCCUCUUGAUCUUCUUAUUACCACAAAUCAUCAAUUUUGUUUAUUCAGUACCCCAAAUAUUCGGUUUGGUCCCUUGUCCAAGACACCGGUUACCCAAAUUCAAUUUAUCCGAUGGAUUAAUGUAUCCUAGUUUCGGCCAAUUGAAGAAACUCACUCCGGUAUCUAAAGCAAUGCUACUCGUUCUCGAGAAAUUCAAACUCAUCAAACUCACCAGAGAUGAAAAAACCAACCAGAUUGUGGCCUUUUCGAACAUGACCAUCAUUAACCUUACCCUUGUUUGGUUUGGUCCAUUGCGGGAAGACCACUUGUGUGUGUUGAUCAUGACAUUACAGCUUCUCAUUGGAGUGUCUAUGAUAGUCGUCAGGCACACAGUUGGCCCAUGGCUCUUUGGCUUCGACAACUUGACCUGGGGGGUCAAGUAAGUAAAUCCUCUGUAUAUAGACUUUAAUAGAUGCAAAAAGACCAC